AUGAAGGCAAUAAUCCAACGUGUGCUCUCUGCGUCUGUGACGGUGGAAAAAGAGCUUGUGUCGUCCAUUGGCCGAGGCGUGCUCGUGUUUGCAGCGGUUGCGCCUGGUGACACAGAAAAGGAGGCUGAUUCACUGGCCAACAAGGUUGUCAAGAUGAAGCUUUGGGAUGACGAAGACGGAGGACGAUGGAAAAGGAGUGUAACAGACAUUGAGGGCGAGGUUCUGUGUGUAUCUCAGUUUACCCUGUUGGCAAAGACGAAGAAGGGCACCAAGCCAGAUUUUCACGGCGCGGCGAAUCCCGAAGAGGCGAGCCGGCUGUAUCACUACUUUGUCCAGAAGGUCAAGGACAUGUACCAGGUGGACCGAGUCAAGGACGGUAAAUUCCAGGCCAUGAUGGAGGUUGCCCUUGUUAACGAUGGACCGGUUACUUUGGAGCUCCAAGCCGGCGCACCAGUGUCUGAGAGGUAG
Messenger RNA from Trichoderma aggressivum f. europaeum, 468 nucleotides. RefSeq lists its product as uncharacterized. Lineage: Eukaryota; Fungi; Ascomycota; Sordariomycetes; Hypocreales; Hypocreaceae. Bases 1 to 468 code for a protein of 155 amino acids. Gene Ontology annotation, cellular component: cytoplasm. The record is from RefSeq and is a predicted model, not a curated record. Gene Ontology annotation, molecular function: D-tyrosyl-tRNA(Tyr) deacylase activity. The transcript is spliced from 5 exons. Gene Ontology annotation, biological process: tRNA metabolic process.